This is a messenger RNA of Amoebophrya sp. A120, 2253 nucleotides long. NCBI's taxonomy places the organism in Eukaryota, Dinophyceae, Syndiniales, Amoebophryaceae. The record is from the annotation of a GenBank genome assembly.
AUGAAGGGUCAAAUGAAGGGAGGCGCCAGGCCGGAAACGGCGGCGAACAAGGGCGGUGUGCAUCCCGCGGUGCAAGCAGCCGCCGCGGUUGCCGAGAAGGUCGCGGAGAAGGUUGCCGUCCCUCCGUCUGUGCCGAGCAAGCCCUCGGCCGUGAUCGACGCUGCUGCUGCGGUUGGGCCGCAGAACUGGUUUGACACAAUCACAUCGGAUCCGCUGUCUAUGAGAGUGCACAACUCCCCCUCCCUCUCAUUUCUCAUGCAAAAUACCAAAUCAGGGCUGUCACUCUCACUGUGGCUGUGCCUCUUGGCACUGUUAGCAUGACAAACUCCGGAAGCCCAGACUACAGUACUACAAUCCAGUGUAAACUUGUCAUGCAGAACCGGCAUUCUUGCUGAUGCUUGUAUUGCCGCUCAUGCUACACAAACGAGCGAGGGGGAGGGGGAGGUGUGCACUGUCAUACUGUCCCGGGUUUUCGAUCUCGCGGUGAUUUUCAUCGUGUUCGGGUUCUGCGUCCAUAUGCAAAUGUAAAUUCACAUACACCUGGUGACAUCAUGAGGUGCACAUCUACAGCUGCACAUCUACAGUCGCAUAGACAAAACUCGAUAGCAGGAACGCUCGCUGACAAGCAUGAGAAAUUGUAAUUGUCUUUCUAGAGUUCAUCUUUGUCUACUUAGGCUAGAAGUGGUGAACAGAUUUAUCUUUUAUGUAGUUUUUGUACGUGUACGUCGUCGGUCGUGAAUUUGUAUUGCAUACCUCACACGUAUAUCGAGUACAGUAUGGACAAGGAAAAGGGGGAGCUGCCGGAAGAAGCGGAGCGGGACGUGGAGAAAGAAGACAAGGGAACGACGAAAUCUGGGUAUAAAUGUUUCUUUCGAAUUCAAAUGCAAUGCUCGCAUGACAACUAUGGAUUCUAUUCGAUGCUUUCGCAUGACAAAGAAAUCCAAAACGAGAUGUUGUAAAAAAAAUUAUCAGUUGGAUGAAAGUUUUCGGGCUCGUGCUUUUCGCAGUGAUCGGGUGGGAAUACCGCGGUUGCUUCUCCUGCGCCAUCCAGGAAUACUCGAGUAUUUCUUUACUUACUUAGAUAGGUUACGAAGAAGUUUUUCCGAUUUCACCGCAGAUGUGAUUAAAGGUCGGUCCGCAUGAGGACAACGACAAUUUUCACUUUGUUCUACACAUGCACAUCAAUGGACGUUCAUUGCAUGUUGACACUGGCAUCGUAUUCAUCAAAUUCAAAUCAGCCGUGUGCAAGCUGUGGUUCCAGACGUUUUUUUCCAUGGUGGGGCCGGUGUUUGAAAACUUUGUAUGGCGUUCUCAAACGUUACAUUCUCAACUGUUACCCGAUUUGUCAUGCAAAAGGAACAUCAAGCCCCACAUACAUUCACAUUGUGAAGCUACUUCGCAUGACAAAUUUCGGAAAAGCUAAACAGCAUGGGUGUCUGUGCCGCAUUUGUAAUGCAGCAAGAGUUGCAAGCUCCGGCCUUUCCCUUUUGCCAUUCUUGCAUCACAAAUCCAUGUAACUACAGUUGAGAGUGUAACAGUUGAGAGCGCCAUACUUUGUCUCUGAAGCGUCGAAGAAAAAUCCGUAUGAAGUGGCGACUGCGGUCUCGGUGAUUGCGGGCGGGGCCGUCUUGCUCUGGGCAUUCAAGACGCGGAAGGGCAAGUAAGUGCGAAAGCGAUUGUGGUGCUCGUCGGCUCGUCGCCAUGUACUCGAAGCGAAGCAUCAAAAGCUGGCUUCACAUGCAAAAAGCUAAAACUAAUGAGAAAGAUGUGAAAAUUUCUCUGCCGCCCAAAGGACUGACAAGUUUCAAAAAUGCAGUUGCAGUUUCCAGGAUAGUACUGUCUUAGAUGAAUUUACAAUAGAAUACAGCAGAUUUGAACUCGUCCUCCAACCUACUACUUGUUUGAGUUUGUAAAUAUACCAGCCUCCAAUGAACUCAAAGUUGAAUUAGGCGCCACGACCUGUUACCCGACCCGCCGCGUACAGUACACAGUAAGUGCCUGGAUAAUCCGUUCCUCACCUAUUUGAACUAACCUUUGACGCAACUACAGCUUGCCACUAGAAGUAGAAGAUCCAGAACAAAUUAUGAGAACAGCAGGAAGAUCAAGAUAGUGGCGCCAGCACCCGAAUCAUGCUUUUAAUUUAAGCAUGAUGGGGUCAAGACAAAGUCAGAGAAGAGUAUUUGUCUACAACCGUUGCCGACAGAAGAUACGUUGUGGUUUUUCUUACUUCUAUUGCCGCUCCGAAGAUGAAGG